Messenger RNA from Diaporthe batatas, 1320 nucleotides. RefSeq lists its product as uncharacterized. The record is from RefSeq and is a predicted model, not a curated record. The transcript is spliced from 3 exons. Lineage: Eukaryota; Fungi; Ascomycota; Sordariomycetes; Diaporthales; Diaporthaceae. Bases 1 to 1320 code for a protein of 439 amino acids.
AUGUCAGCACUUGACGAUGUCUUGGCCUUCCUGGCUUGCUUGGCGGCAGAGGCGGAGGCCUACAAGUAUUUCAAGCAGAGUACUGCUGCAGGCUGGACCACAGACGAGCACACCACCCCGAAGCUCGAAGGAUUUCAUCCCACGUCGAAACACGAUGGGAAAUUGAGGGCCUUCUUGUGGGCCCAUGGGCUGUUGAGCAUACUCUUCAUCUGGGGCCGCAUUGCCGCCGACGGAACCCUGACAUUACUGCAGGAGGCCACCGCCAGCAAGAGCUAUCAGCUGUCAGGCAGCGAGACAGCACUGGCGCAGUCCUUCGUCGGGGUCCCCUUUGUCGACCAGUCCCUGCGGUCCCUCAUCAUCCUCUUCUGGGGCGCAGUCGACGGCUCGUCACCGGCGACCACGGCCGCCGCCAUCUACUUCGCCGGCCAGAUCUACCCCAUGGCCACCGCCAUGUACCUGGACGGCCUGCGCGCCGGCAACGGGCCCGGCGUGGUCAAGGUCUCGCUCUGGUUCGAGCUCAUCGGCCUGGCUGCCAUUGGCUGCGUCGGAUCCCUCUGGGGCGCCCUCUACACGGCCUCGUCACCGACCACGGCACCCGCCGUCACCCGCGACGGCCUCAGGGCCGCCUCGCUGGUGGCCGAGCCACGCACCGCGGCGCUCCUCCUGCCCGCCAUGCUGGCCAGCUACGUGGGCCCACUGCUGCUCAUGGCGUCACCGUCAGCCCCCGCCGUCCAGUGGGCUAUCGUCGCGUGGAACCUCUUCCCUGUGGGGAUUGUCGUCAUCGUCAAGGCUGGGAGCGCGCUGUUGAACACGCUCUUCCCCCUUGGCCAGACCUCUGCAGUGUCGCCCCAGCAGGGCAAGGCCACGGCCACAGCCACGGCCCGUUCCCUGCAGCAGGCACACAUGAGCGUGGUGAGGUGGCUCGGCGUGACCUCGGUCGCUUUUGGGCUCGCCGUGCAUGUUGCAGUCGGCGCAGUUUCCCUGUCGUCGGUCGUGUUUCCGGGUCUGUUCCGUGACGAGCACACCCGGGCACUUCAUCCUUGGACACUCUUCGUUCCGCCUCUCGCGUUGAAGGAGGCCAGUGUAGUCAGUGAUGGUCUUCUUGGUUUCAUCAAGUGGGAUCAGGCUUUUGGCUACUCGGUCGUGAUUGUGGUCUACCUGGCUCAGCUUCGAAAUGCCGCGGCACAGGCCAGCGGGAUGGGUGGCUACUCUUGGCUGAGGCUUGUAAUCUUGUCUGCGUUGUCCUGCUUGCUUAUCGGGCCGGGCACGACCAUCAUGGCCAUAAGCUGGCUCAGGGAUGAGGUCCUUUACAGUUCAUAG